This is a messenger RNA of Topomyia yanbarensis, 1353 nucleotides long. RefSeq lists its product as uncharacterized. NCBI's taxonomy places the organism in Eukaryota, Metazoa, Arthropoda, Insecta, Diptera, Culicidae. Gene Ontology annotation, molecular function: nucleic acid binding; zinc ion binding. The transcript has a single exon. The coding region runs from base 1 to 1353 and encodes 450 amino acids. The record is from RefSeq and is a predicted model, not a curated record.
AUGGGGGAACCUAACCCUCUCCCCACCCCGGGGAGCAGCGGCCCAUCUUUGAGUCGGACUUUGCCAGGGUACUUAAACUCUGGCGAUAUAAUCGACAAGCAGACUCUGCUACUGCGAGCAAAAUCAUUGGAUGGUGAUUUCGAUGCCCGACUGACGACUAACCCGUUCACGAUUUUGAAAUCGGUACAACGUGUGUUAGGAUGCGAUCCGACGAAGGUGGUUUCGGCCACAAAAGAAGGUAGAGGGACCCGCUAUGUCUUAAGGACGACAUCGAAAAAAGCAUAUAACGCUCUGAUGAGUUUGAACGAGCUGAUCGACGGGCAAAAAGUUGAGGUGGUUUCUCACCCCACCCUCAACAUUACUCAUGGUGUCGUUUACGAUAUCGAUACCAAAGACAUGAGCAACGAAGAACUUCUUGACGAGCUGAAAGGUCAAGGAGUCGCAGCAGUGCGUAGGAUCACCAUGCUGCACGAAGGAGUUGUCAGCAAUACUCCUCUGGUGGUGAUAUCGUUUAGUGGCUCAACCCUCCCCGACUACAUUUACCUCGGAUUGGUACGCACUAGCAUCCGGCCCUACUACCCGUCCCCCAUGCUGUGCUACCGCUGUGGCAAAUUCGGGCAUGGCACUAGGGUGUGCCCCAACAAGGAAGCUUGCUUGAACUGCAGCCUGAACCACCCAUCAGCCAAAGAUAACCCAUGCACCCAAGUCUCAAAGUGUAUAAACUGCAGCGGAGAGCACUCAACAAGAGCAAAAGAGUGCCCCAAAUACAUGGAAGAGGUAGCCAUCAUUAAAGCGAAAGUUUCCCUAAACCUUUCCUUCCCCGAAGCAAGAGCUCUAAUAACACAAAAGCGCAAAGGACCAAGUUACGCUGAACAAACCCAGAAAGGCACGGAAUCGAAAGACAACGAGAAAGAUUCCACUAUCGCUAGACUGAAGGCGGAGCUUAUUAGGCUAAAGGGCGAAAAGAGCAAUCCGCCAAAAGAUGACCGGGACGAAGAGAUAUCAAACCUCAAACACCACCUAGCGGAGUCCGUUCGCCAGCUUAGAAUUGCCAAGCAACAACUCACCGAGGUAACGAAAGAAAAUAGUAGAGCUAACACUUCACCGAAAGUAGAGCAGGGAAACGUCAACAAACUAAACCCGACCACCACGAUAUCGACCGAAUGUAACGUAGUAGCCGCGAAACAACAGCGAGACCCCCGACUUCGUGACGAACGAAAGCAACAAAGAAAUCGUAGCCGAGCAGGCGAAGGGGAUAAAUCCCGAAGCCCUAUCGGAAACAAAACAGAGCCAGCACCACCGAAACAACAACGGACAACCCGCGCGAAUUUCCUUCACUAUCCGGACAUUUGA